Photinus pyralis (common eastern firefly) is the source of this 807-nucleotide messenger RNA. RefSeq lists its product as uncharacterized. The record is from RefSeq and is a predicted model, not a curated record. The transcript has 5 exons. NCBI's taxonomy places the organism in Eukaryota, Metazoa, Arthropoda, Insecta, Coleoptera, Lampyridae. Bases 1 to 807 code for a protein of 268 amino acids.
AUGAGACGGCAAUUGCGUCAAAGCGGAUUAUUACCGUCUAGGUCGUCUAUACAUGAGAAAAAUGCAAAAAACCAUGAUGCUUCAGAUGAAAACGACGAUGACGUCACGUGGUUAAAGAACUCUGUAGAUUUUUGGACGGAUGUCAUGACAAGGUGGGACGCCACCUAUCAUAAAAGGGCACCGUUCCGAAAUUUAUCUAUUAUCGAAUACAUGCGGACUUUUCCGUCCCUCCAAGACAAAAAGGGAUACACUCUGAUUCAAAAAGAUUUUAAUCAAUUGUAUCCCCAUUUAGAACUUAAAAUGUAUACAAAUUUUGAUUCAUUCGCAAGGAAAAUUUUAGCGUACGCUAAAAGCUUGAAUAAAAAAGAUGUCACGGAAUACAUACAAAUCUUUGAGAAUGAAUUAAAUGAGGAUUCCUAUAAUUGCCAUGUAUUGUUCCUGUUGCCCAUGUUAUUAAAACCAAUUGUCAUUAAAAAAAAAGGAACUGGGGUCUGGAAACCGUCAAGAGUUGAAAUAACCGAGGGUUUUAUUUGUCAUGUAAAGAUUGCUGGAGAAAUUAAGCCUUCUCUCGAAAGAAGGCGUUCCAAGUUAGCGACGUAUGGAUUAACUUUGCAACCCACACCGAUUCUAGUAGGAGAAGAUUUUGCAUCACUGGAGAAGUGCUAUGUAGCAGUGGAUGACGUGUUCUACGAGGUACCCACGCCAUUAAAAGCAGUAGAUGUUGCAUUUAGCAUCAUUCACGCUCUCAACGCAUGUUACCCCAGCGAAGCAGAACAAGUGUGGUUAAUAAUUCAGAGAUAUAAAUAA